Mesocricetus auratus (golden hamster) is the source of this 1336-nucleotide messenger RNA. RefSeq names its product poly(A) polymerase beta. Gene Ontology annotation, cellular component: nucleus. Gene Ontology annotation, molecular function: poly(A) RNA polymerase activity. The record is from RefSeq and is a predicted model, not a curated record. NCBI's taxonomy places the organism in Eukaryota, Metazoa, Chordata, Mammalia, Rodentia, Cricetidae. The coding region runs from base 231 to 1193 and encodes 320 amino acids. The transcript is spliced from 2 exons.
GCGCGUGCGUGCGCCGUCGGUUCUGGAACGCGACCGCUGAGGAGCCCGGCGCCAUGUUGGCCCGGAGGGGUACCAGGGGAAGCGCUUGAGGCGGCGGGCUCGGAGCGGAGCGGGGGCCGACAGGGCCGGCCGGCAGGAGCCCGCCCCUCGCGCCUUCGGAUCAUGAGCCGAGCAGAGGCCGCCGAGGUCGCGGUGGCGGGGCAGGUGCCCUGGCGGCGCGGGAGCUAGAGAUGAUGCCAUUUGCGGUGACCACCCAAGGAGCACAACAGCCGGCUCCCGCCCCGAAGCAGUACGGCAUAUCGUCCCCCAUUAGCCUGGCCGCCCCCAAGGACACAGACCGCGAACUCACCCAGAAGCUGAUCGAGACGCUCCAGCCCUUCGGGGUGUUUGAAGAGGAAGAGGAACUGCAGCGCAGGAUUUUAAUUUUGCAGAAAUUAAAUAAUCUGGUGAAGGAAUGGAUCCGAGAAAUCAGUGAAAGCAGGAAUCUUCCACAAGCUGUAAUUGAGAAUGUUGGGGGGAAAAUUUUUACGUUUGGCUCUUACCGACUAGGAGUACACACCAAAGGUGCCGAUAUCGAUGCGUUGUGCGUUGCACCAAGACACGUGGAUCGAAAUGACUUUUUCACCUCCUUCUAUGACAAAUUGAAGCUACAGGAGGAAGUAAAAGAUUUAAGAGCUGUUGAGGAGGCCUUUGUGCCGGUUAUCAAACUAUGUUUUGAUGGGAUAGAGAUUGAUAUUUUGUUCGCAAGAUUAGCAUUGCAGACUAUUCCGGAAGAUUUGGACCUACGAGAUGAUAGUCUGCUUAAAAAUUUAGAUAUUAGGUGCAUAAGAAGCCUUAAUGGUUGCCGGGUAACUGAUGAAAUUUUACAUCUAGUACCAAACAUUGACAGCUUCAGGUUAACACUGAGAGCCAUCAAAUUAUGGGCCAAAUGCCACAAUAUCUAUUCCAAUAUAUUGGGUUUCCUUGGAGGUGUUUCCUGGGCUAUGCUAGUAGCAAGAACUUGCCAGCUUUAUCCAAAUGCAAUAGCAUCCACUCUAGUACGUAAAUUUUUCUUGGUGUUUUCUGAAUGGGAAUGGCCAAAUCCAGUGUUGUUAAAAGAACCGGAAGAACGAAAUCUUAACCUGCCUGUGUGGGACCCAAGAGUGAAUCCCAGUGACAGUCUUUCACAGAUACAGUUUACAGACAAGCAAUAAAUAGUAAGAUGUUUGAGAUGGAUAUGAAAAUUGCUGCAAUGCAUGUAAGAAGAAAGGAACUUCAUCAGCUACUUCCAAAUCAUGUUCUUCAGAAAAAGGAAACCCAUUUAACAGAAGGGGUAAGAUUGACAGCCGUGAAUGAC